AUGGAUUUGGCGUCGAAUCUCGGUGGAAAGAUUGAAAAGGCUGAAGUUCUCUCCGCCGUCGAUAAGUAUGAGAAGUAUCAUGUACACUAUGGAGGUCAAGAGGAAGAAAGGAAGGCUAAUUAUAGUGAUAUGGUUAAUAAAUACUAUGAUCUUGUGACCAGCUUUUAUGAGUUCGGCUGGGGAGAAUCUUUCCAUUUUGCACAAAGAUGGGUAGGGGAAUCUCUUAGAGAGAGCAUCAAGCGACAUGAACACUUUCUUGCUUUACAACUUGGUCUUAAGCCCGGACAAAAGGUUUUGGAUGUUGGGUGUGGUAUUGGGGGACCGUUAAGAGAAAUUUCUCGAUUCAGCUCGGCAUCUGUUACAGGGUUGAAUAACAAUGAAUACCAGAUCACCAGGGGAAAGGAACUCAAUCGCAGAACUGGAGUGGACAAGACUUGCAACUUCGUCAAGGCCGACUUCAUGAAGAUGCCAUUCGAAGACAACAGUUUCGAUGCAGUGUAUGCUAUAGAAGCCACCUGCCAUGCACCAGAUGCUUAUGGAUGCUACAAAGAGAUUUAUAGAGUGUUAAAGCCUGGCCAAUGUUUUGCUGCAUAUGAAUGGUGCAUGACUGAUUCUUUUGAUCCCAAUAACCAAGAACACCAAAAAAUCAAGGCCGAAAUUGAGAUUGGUGACGGGCUUCCUGACAUUAGAUUGACCACCAAGUGUCUUGAAGCUCUUAAGCAAGCUGGUUUUGAGGUCAUAUGGGAGAAAGAUCUAGCAGUGGACUCUCCUGUUGCUUGGUACGUGCCUCUAGACAAGAGUUACUUCUCACUUAGCAGCUUCCGUCUCACGGCUGUCGGACGACUUUUCACCAAAAAUAUGGUCAAGGUUCUGGAGUUUGUUGGACUUGCUCCAAGGGGGAGUCAAAGGGUUCAGGAUUUCCUAGAGAAGGCUGCAGACGGCCUAGUUGAAGGUGGAAAGAGAGAGAUUUUCACACCAAUGUACUUCUUUUUGGCGAGGAAGCCUCACUCAGACAGUAACUAA
Molecule: messenger RNA, 1023 nt
Organism: Lathyrus sativus (Indian pea)
Lineage: Eukaryota; Viridiplantae; Streptophyta; Magnoliopsida; Fabales; Fabaceae
Source: the annotation of a GenBank genome assembly